GGUUUUAGCUCUGUUCUCUUAUCCCUAAACCUCAACGCGCACACAUUCUAUGUACCUAUCCCUGCGCUACCAUUCACACAUCACACACUAUGCUAGCCUCUCUCUCUCUCUCUGCAUAAUUUGAAUAUAUUAGCAUUAGUAUGUUAUAUGUGAGUUAGGUUUAUUUUGGUUUGCUUAAAUGAAAAUCUCACGAAUUUCGAUCGAGGCGUGAGCCACUCAUAGAUCUCUACACUGCACACCCAGUUUCCUUUCUCCAUUUCUCUCAUCCUUCACCUCCACGCAACCUAACUCAAUCCAGAUCCACUGAAAAUCGAAAACAUGGUACCAGAGAGGCCGUGAAAGCUAGAUAGUCAGAUCGCUCAUUUACAGAAAGAGAGAAAGAGAAAGCAGCGACGGUAAAUCCUUCUUUGGAGAUUAAUUUAACACCAUUCAUCAUUUCAUGGUUUAAUUAACGGAAGAGAGAGAAAGAGAAACAGAAAAGAGGUUUGUUUGUUGAGCGAGGGUUUAUAGAGGAGAGAGAGAGAUCGGAGAAGAAAAUGUCGUCGUCGAAUUCACCUUGCGCAGCGUGCAAGUUCUUGCGGAGGAAGUGCACGCAGGAGUGCGUUUUCGCGCCGUAUUUUCCGCCGGACAACCCGCAGAGGUUCGCAUACGUGCACAAGGUUUUCGGCGCCAGCAACGUCGCCAAGCUGCUGAACGAACUCAACGCCGCGCAGAGAGACGACGCCGUGAAGUCGUUGGCGUACGAAGCGGAGGCGCGUUUAAGAGACCCCGUCUACGGUUGCGUGGGUCUCAUAUCGGUGCUGCAGCACCGGCUCCGGCAGAUCCAGGUGGAGCUCACCAACGCCAAGAAGGAGCUCGCCACCUACAUUGGCCCUCAGGCACUGCAGGGUGUCCCAACCACCGCCAUUCUCCAGCAUCACCAUUCCUUUGCCUCGCAGAUGUUCCCUUACAACGGCGCCAUGGCUGCUUCGCCAGCUAUUGCUCAUGGCGGACAGUUGAUGAUUCGCGACGCUCAGACUGCCCCUCCGCCUCCGCAGCAGCAGAUCUUGGAGGCUCAGCAGCUGGCUGCUGCGGUGGUGGUGAGGGAUCAACAAGAUAUGUUCAGAGGGUAUGAUCAACAUCAUCAACAGCAAGAGUUUCUGAGGUUUAAUGGUGGAGGGUUUGAUAUGGGUUCGGUUUCUUCCGGUGGUGGUGGGUACAGCCAGGUUAGUGGCGGUGGAAGUGGUGGUGGUUCUGGUGAUCAGUUGUCUCCUUCGUUGGCUUUGGGGUCUUUUGACAAUCCAUACCAUAUGCAGCAAGGGGAAAGCCAUGCUCACCAUCUUCCUCUUCAGGCGCAGCUGCUUCUCCCACCGCAGCAAAAGCAGGCUCAACAGCAAGCACAGUCACAGCAUAUUCCCGGCCACCACCACCAGCAACCUUCGGAAAGCGAGGAGUGUAGGAGUGUCGGUCCAUCUUGUUGAUUCCCAAUUUUGACACAUCUUACGCCUUCCUCCUUUUUUGCUUCAACAAUUUUCAGAUUAGGUUUUAAAGAUGUGCGGGGUCAAGUCUAGUUUGGUGGGAGCAGAAAGGAACAAAUGUGAGUGUUGAUGGUAGUAAGCAAAAGGGUAGGUUCAGGGGAAUGGUCUUUUCAAAAUGAGAGGAGAUAAAGGCUUCUGUUCAUCAAUUAUGAGAACAUGAGCAGUUAAUUGCCGCUUUGGGGUUGCCAGCAAAUUAAAGCAUAUUUAUUUAUUUAUUUGUUUUCUGUGAAGGAGAAGUCUCAUGCUUGCUGGGGUAACAAAACAAUGUUCUACAUGUCCGUGUGUUUUAUUUUUUAAUUAAAAAAAAAAACAAGACCAUAUAUAUUAUGCUCUGAAGUCAAGUAACGUAACUGUAGCGGUGUCACUGAAAUUCGGCAAUCUAUCAAUUCAAUGCCUUGGCUUUUGCAAUAGAUUUGCCAUUCUAGCCUCUUUUUUUUUUAAAUAAAUAAAAAACAUUAGCCUCCUUGUGAUCGUUCAUGUUUACCUAAUGAAAGAGACUUUAAGCUUUCUAUCGUCUGAAAAGGGAAUUUGGAGAAAUCGACAUGACAGCCAAUUUUUUGUGUUUUAUUGUUUUUCUUUUUUUUAAGUUGGUGUAAAAUAAUACAGAUUUCCAUUUGCGGGGUUCGACAAGUUAAGUCUUCUGCUUUUGUCGCAUCCUCAAAUAGUGAUCACACCACACCCUUUUCAUGUUU
Messenger RNA from Arachis duranensis, 2209 nucleotides. RefSeq names its product LOB domain-containing protein 36-like. The record is from RefSeq and is a predicted model, not a curated record. Bases 537 to 1460 code for a protein of 307 amino acids. Lineage: Eukaryota; Viridiplantae; Streptophyta; Magnoliopsida; Fabales; Fabaceae. The transcript has 3 exons.